This is a messenger RNA of Paramuricea clavata, 4729 nucleotides long. NCBI's taxonomy places the organism in Eukaryota, Metazoa, Cnidaria, Anthozoa, Malacalcyonacea, Plexauridae. The record is from the annotation of a GenBank genome assembly.
AUGGCUUCUGGUAAUCAAGCAUCUGAGCAUGUAGUGGGACAUCAUGGCAACAAAGAAGAGCUUGAAAGGUUAGUGUUCGACCAUACUGAAUCAAAACGCUGUUCAAUCGAGGAUGAGAGUUGAUGAAACAUGAAACUUGCAUGAGAGUUUUCUAAACUUGUCAUGCCCUGGCAAAACGAGAACGAGGGUUGCAUGAAAGUCGACGAGAGUCACCUAGAUAUUACUGGUCAAACGAGCUGAAACUCUCGUCAACUCUUAUUGUUGAUGAGAGUGCAUUAGAUGAAUGUUGCAGACGGCAAACGCGACCGAAAGUUGUCUCAUGACUCUUGUCAACUCUCGUGCAAACUCUCGCUUCUCAACUCUCAUUCUAGCUUAACAGGAGCUUAAUACAAGACACAUAAACGCAGCACUUUUUCGAUAGGUGAUAUAUACAUUUUAAAACUGUUAUUGUUUUUAUUUGUUCUUUGAAAUUAUUUUCAACAAUUUUAAAAUAAAUAUUUUUCCGCCAGUCGGCGUCCGCGAAUCCGCGCCCGCCUUUAACUACGGGGAUACCCGGCGUGCACCUUCGGGGACCUUAAUUAAUUGGUUUACCUUGGCCUGAUCCGACUUUAUGAGCUUGACCUGCUUAACCCCAUCCAAAAAUGGAAUUUAAUCUAUAUUCAGUGGGAAAAUCUUGUUUCCUUAACAAAUUAUCGUGCUUGAGUUGCAGGGUUAAAGAACAUCUACAGGAAGUCACGAAAAAAAAUCAAGAUCUUGAAGAAAUGCUGCUUUAUACGGUAAGAUCCUGCAACGUUUAUGAUGUCUAUGAUAACAAAGUAUUCUUAGUAGUCGUAUUUGAACAAUGAUCUAAAACGCUAGUACGCUACAUUGUACUGUUUACGUGUCAUGUGAUGUUCGAUGCGAUCAUUUACAUAGGCCGCGUGCUGUCCUUUGUGUGCUAACAUAUGGUGCUAAUCAGGGCCGUCCUCAGGAAAUUUUUCAGGGGGGGAGAUAAGAUCAUUUCCGAUCGACUGAAGAGCUUGUACCGACCACAUAUUAUCGAUGAAAGCUUCCCAUCCCCCAACCGCUACCCCCCCCCCUCCCCUAGCUCCGGGUCUGGUGCUAAUCAGUCCUAACUUGCAGCUGAGAGUUUACCUGAAUUACGCAACUCAAUCUGAUUUGAUUCAGUUGAAGGCGCCUCUAGCAGCCACCGGAGCACAGCUACGGUGGUGGAAGGGUCAGUUUGAACAUAUGGUUUGAAGUAAUAACAACUCACUCUAGCAACAUUCCCAGUGGGAAAAAAACGGAGAAUCGUAAAAAACGCACUAUUUUUGGUAGAGCGUCGGCCGACGUCGCCUCUAGCAGCCACAGGAGUACAGCUACGGUGGUGGAAGGGUCAAUCAAUCAAUCAUAUGUUUAUUUCCCAUGUGUACAAUAAUAAGUAACAAAACUAUGUGUAGUUUGAAAGUGUUGGGCUAGAGACCUACUGGAGACCUUUACAGGCUUUUUAAUGUAGGCCACUAGUUAGGUUUGUAAAAAAAUUUGCAUAUAUAUUUACAGUGAAGAGUAAUUGUUGAAGUAAGUUUAUUAAAGUAUAUACUAUUUACAAAAGAAGGAUAUUAUAUCAUAAUAUACAGCAAAGGUCAGCAAGGGUCAGUUUGAAGUAAUAACAACUCACUCUAGCAACAUUACCUGUGGGAAGAAACCGGAGAAUCGGAAAAAACGCAUUAUUUUUGGUAGAGCGUCGGCCGACACUUUUCACGUAAGUGUCAUAUGGGUCUGUAGCGAGGACUAAACCCACGAUCUCAGAGGAGGUGGCAAGUGCUUGACGAUUUCGCCAUUUGAAACGUUUUCACGAGAAAAUAUUUUUGCCUUUAAACUAAUUCUGCAUUACAUUGAGGCGGGAGCUCGCACCGUCGAUAUUCUAAGCCGCUAAAACUGCCUUUAACCGUAGAUCUAAAUUGCUUUUUUCAGACUCAAGAGUUGCAAAAAGAAAAGGAGAACUCGCGAAAAAUUGUUCAAACUUUGACAGAACGUUUGAUGGAAUCACGAGAGAUGAUUAAUAAACUAGAAGUGGAGAAUGUAAGAUUUUUGAAGUAUAUAAAUCAAAAUAUUUAACUGCAACGCUCUCAAACGUGAUGGAAAUUAACUAGUCAGUACACAGCUUCCGGCAAAAGCAUUAUAUAGCCGAAGCGUUUACUGUUUUUGUUAGAAAACCAAACUCGUUUCCAGGCUCUACGCCAGAGGAGGGUGUCCGGGAACAAGGUUGUUGGAAUGUUGGAAAACUAACAAGUAUAUGUCAGUGCGACGCGCCAAUGCUCAAGGUCUGCUCAGCGCAUAUGGGACAUAAUAUAUCUCAAAGACUCAAACAAAUAGCCAACCAUAUUGCAUUAGUACUAUUUACAACAUGAGCGGCCGUGUUGUAUCGGAUAUACAAACCAUAGAUAUAAGAUAUCUAUGAUACAAACUCGAGCCGAAGGCGAGAGUUUGUAUAUCCGAUACAACACGGACGCGAAUGUUAUAAAUGGCUUAAAAAACGACUCAUCUUAUGAGUUCAUUGGCGAAGUAAUUUUAAAAAUAAACGUUGCCUAAGCCGAGAAAAUCAAAGUUAAAGUUUAUGUAAACCAACAUGAAUCUGUAUCACAUAUACAGAUACGCUUAUGAUUUUUCUUUGUGUUUUCUUCAUGAAUUAUUAAUUUUGAUUACAUGAUGAUACUGGAUAUCUGAUGAGGUUUAUUGAUCCACUCCUUGGACUGGAUCGAAUCCACUCCUUGGACUGAUUCGCACCAUCUGGCAAAGUCCUCAUAGUUGGAUUUGAUAUAUUACGUCCCAUAUGCCCUGAGCGUUGCUAAUGUCAUGUAUUUACAAUAAAGUGUUCAAAAUCUAAAAUGUUUUUAAAACUCAUCAUGGUUUUGAGCUCGUGUUAACAUACAAAAAAUUCCUCUUAAUCAUUUGCUAUAUUUCUAGAUGAGAUACAAAAAAGACUGUAUGCUGGCAGUUGAGUUACUGCAAUGCAACAGGAGUGUUGACCAAGGACAUGUUUCCAGCACAGUACGAAAGGUAAAACAGUUGAAUGUCUCACGCUUAAUUAAGGGAAAUCGUAAACGUAGUUUUAAAAUAAUAUAUAUACAUGUUUGUCCAGGACCCUAGAAUAGUGCAUGUCCGCUUACGAGAGGUGUCCGCAAGAUUGUGACUGUAUUUACAACUUACUUCCAAAAACAUAUCAUUCCUAUCCUUGUCUAGCUGUCAGAAUACACGGUUCCAGUAGAACAUCACAAUUCCACAAGUGGAAACCCUUUCGCACUAGUGAACGUACAUGACCAUGCAAACAAUAAAACACCAGAGGAUGCCAAUAUCAAAAACGCUCAACAAACCAGACCACGAACAGCUAGCAAGAAAAAGAAUAAGCCCGAAGCUAGUAGCACCAAUGAAGACACAACAGCAUUGCUUGACAAACAAGACACAAAUGAAGACAAGGUCAAAAUUUUGGGACGGCAGGACAAGAUUAUCAAGGACACAUCACUGGAGUACAACAAGGACCUGAGAGAGAACCAGUGUGAAGAAACAACAGAUAAAACUUUAUCUUCAGUGAUAGACAACAGUCAGCAAAAACAAUUUGAUAAUCCCCAAGAUAUUGCGGGAAUGAAUGGAAAAGGUUCUACACAGUCAAAGGACCGUUACUCCAAAGAGGAAAAGGAAUGUUUGGCAAACGAAUGCGAACAGGAAGACAAACCAGUGAUUGCGAAUAUACAAUCGGAAAUUACCGACAACCACCUUGAUUUGAAUAGCGUCGAACACGAGGGAUCAAAUAGCGAAGACAGUUGUCCAAAAGAAAACGACGUCGAAUGUUUAAAUGAAGAAUGGACACAAGAAGACAAACCUCUUAUUGUGAGUGAAACUGGACCAUCGACAGAACAGAGUCUUAGUCCGCCAGAGCCAAAUGUGAAAUCGCGUGGACAGAAUCCACACACAGUAAAUGCGUGUCAGGCAGAGAGCAAGAAUACGGGGUAUGAAUUGCAUGGUGAUGUUCGACAAAGUACUAGCUUCAUAUCAACUACAGCAGCAACAAUAGUAGAAAAUAAAGACAUUUCUCAAACAAAAGCAAUGAAAGAAGAUGCAGUAGGUAAUGAAAAUGACAAGCUUCUUGAUGCAGAGAGAAGCGAAGAAAAUCAUACGCAACAAAUUUCAUCAGAAACCAAUACGGCAGCGUCCGAGCUUACGUUAUUUGCAGAGGAUGACAACAACAAUAAGGCAGAAGAUAAUCAAGCCGAAGUAAUGGUGUCUAUUGGUGAUGGUGGAAAACUGUCGUCCAUGGACGAUUCUACAACAAAAGAAAGUGAAACUAAUGAUGACCAAGUGGAUGGACCAGUUGUAGAGGCAGAUGACGAGACUUCGACAGCUGAAGAGAAUACACCUCUGGUUUGAAGAAAAUCGUGACUUUUUAAUGAAUAAUGAACUCUAUAGACUCUUACAUGUAAGGCUGGUUUCUAUUAUCAAAGAUACUGUGAUCACAGUAGGAAUUUUGCAUAGGUAAAUUCUAAGUUUUGAAGGAUUUGUAAGAAAUGUUUGAGGGAACUGACUCGGUGUUUAACACUGAGUCAGUUCCCUCAAAAAUUUCUCACAAAUCCUUCAAAACUUAGAAUUUAUAUAUGCAAAAUUCCUACUGUGAUCACAAAAACUUUGAUAGUGGAAACAGCCUUUACAUAUAGAGUUUACUGAUAUAAACCAGGCUUGAUUAAUGAUUACUUCC